Molecule: messenger RNA, 11695 nt
Organism: Phodopus roborovskii (desert hamster)
Lineage: Eukaryota; Metazoa; Chordata; Mammalia; Rodentia; Cricetidae
Gene: Brwd3
Product: bromodomain and WD repeat domain containing 3
Exons: 41
Coding region: 206-5614 (1802 amino acids)
Biological process (GO): cytoskeleton organization; regulation of cell shape; regulation of transcription by RNA polymerase II
Cellular component (GO): nucleus
Molecular function (GO): protein binding
Source: RefSeq, a predicted model, not a curated record
CCUCCGCCUCCUCAGCUCUUGGGCUAGAAUAUCUAUGGGUCGAAACGUGAUGCGAUGAAUCCGAGAGAGACCGAAACUGGGACGAGGAGUGCGGCGGAAGCGGCGGGACUCCCAAGCAUGGGGGCUUCAUCACAAUAGAGGCAGCACCCCCACCCGCCCCCGCCAGCCCUCCGGAGAGAAGCCCCCAAACCCCCUCGGGAAAAGGAUGGCGGCGGCACCUACCCAGAUCGAAGCCGAGCUGUAUUACCUGAUCGCUAGGUUCUUGCAGUCCGGACCCUGUAACAAAUCCGCUCAGGUGCUAGUGCAAGAGCUCGAGGAGCAUCAGCUGAUUCCGCGGCGCUUAGACUGGGAGGGGAAAGAGCACCGAAGAAGCUUCGAGGAUCUGGUGGCAGCCAAUGCACACAUUCCUCCAGACUACCUCCUUAAAAUUUGUGAGAGGAUUGGUCCUUUAUUAGAUAAGGAGAUCCCUCAGAGCGUUCCUGGGGUACAGACAUUACUAGGUGUUGGUCGGCAGUCUCUGUUACGGGAUGCUAAAGACUGUAAGAGUACACUAUGGAAUGGGUCUGCAUUUGCAGCUCUACACAGAGGCAGACCUCCAGAACUACCUGUAAAUUAUGUGAAACCUCCAAAUGUGGUGAAUAUCACCUCAGCCAGGCAGUUAACCGGAUGUAGUCGCUUCAGCCAUGUUUUCCCCUCAUCUGCUUACCAGCAUAUCAAGAUGCAUAAGAGAAUUCUGGGGCACUUAUCGUCUGUCUACUGUGUAGCUUUUGAUCGAACUGGGAGGCGAAUUUUCACAGGUUCAGAUGACUGUUUGGUGAAAAUCUGGGCUACAGAUGAUGGACGCCUCUUGGCUACACUGCGAGGGCACUCUGCUGAGAUUUCAGACAUGGCUGUUAACUAUGAAAAUACUCUCAUUGCUGCAGGCAGCUGUGAUAAAGUUGUGAGAGUAUGGUGUCUUCGAACUUGUGCACCAGUUGCUGUCCUUCAGGGACAUUCAGCUUCUAUUACUUCCAUACAGUUUUGUCCAUCGACUAAAGGCACAACUAGAUACCUCACUUCCACUGGUGCUGAUGGAACAAUUUGUUUCUGGCAAUGGCAUGUAAAAACAAUGAAGUUUAGAGAUCGCCCAGUAAAAUUUACUGAGAGAUCCAGACCUGGAGUUCAGAUAUCUUGUUCAUCUUUCAGUUCUGGUGGUAUGUUCAUUACAACAGGUAGCACUGACCAUGUUAUUAGAAUAUACUAUUUGGGUUCUGAGAUACCGGAGAAAAUUGCUGAAUUAGAAUCACACACGGACAAAGUUGUUGCUGUUCAGUUCUGUAACAAUGGAGACAGUUUAAGAUUUGUUAGUGGAAGUAGAGAUGGAACAGCAAGAAUAUGGCAAUAUCAACAACAAGAAUGGAAGAGUAUAGUGCUAGAUAUGGCUACCAAAAUGAGUGGGAAUAAUUUGACAUCUGCAGAAGACAAAGUCACUAAACUGAAGGUGACUAUGGUGGCUUGGGAUCGUUAUGACACCACUGUCAUUACUGCAGUGAACAAUUUCCUUUUGAAAGUUUGGAAUUCUGUCACAGGGCAGCUUCUUCAUACUUUAUCUGGACAUGACGAUGAAGUAUUUGUUCUAGAAGCACAUCCAUUUGAUCAAAGGAUAAUACUUUCAGCAGGUCAUGAUGGGAACAUUUUUAUUUGGGACCUUGACCGAGGGACCAAAAUUCGAAAUUACUUUAAUAUGAUUGAAGGCCAAGGUCACGGGGCAGUGUUUGAUUGUAAAUUCUCGCCAGAUGGAAACCAUUUUGCCUGUACAGAUUCUCAUGGGCAUUUGUUGCUAUUUGGCUUUGGAUGCAGUAAAUACUAUGAAAAGAUUCCAGAUCAGAUGUUCUUCCACACUGAUUAUCGACCACUUAUCAGAGAUGCAAAUAAUUAUGUAUUGGAUGAGCAAACUCAGCAAGCACCUCACCUCAUGCCUCCCCCGUUCUUGGUGGAUGUCGAUGGAAAUCCCCAUCCUACAAAAUUUCAACGGCUGGUACCAGGACGGGAAAAUUGUAAAGAUGAACAGCUUAUUCCACAGUUGGGAUAUGUGGCUAAUGGUGACGGUGAAGUGGUAGAACAGGUAAUUGGGCAGCAAACCAAUGACCAAGAAGAAAGCAUUCUUGAUGGAAUAAUCAGAGAGUUACAGAGAGAACAAGAUCUCAGAUUAAUUAAUGAAGGAGAUGUUCCAAAUUUUCCAAUUAAUAGAUCAUAUUCUGUUAAUGGUGCUUUGAGUAGUCCAAAUAUGGACAUACCGUCUUCCCCAAAUAUUGGGCUUCGACGUAGUGGUCAAAUUGAAGGUGUUCGGCAAAUGCAUAACAAUGCUCCUAGGAGCCAGAUGGCCACUGAACGAGAUCUCAUGGCCUGGAGCAGAAGAGUGGUGGUAAAUGAACUAAAUAAUGGAGUUAGUAGGGUGCAAGAAGAAUGUCGAAAUGCAAAAGGUGACCUAGAAAUUAGUCUUUAUUCUGUUGAAAAGAAGAAAAAGCCAUCUUAUCCUAUCCAAAGAAAUGACUAUCAGCCCAGCUGUGGACGGUCUUUAAGGAGGACCCAGCGCAAGCGUCAGCAUACUUAUCUAACACGGUCCAACAUAGAGCAUAAUUCACAGGCAUCAUCUCAAAAUUCAGGUGUACAGGAAGAUUCAGACAGCUCCUCAGAGGAAGAUGAAACUGUUGGCACAAGUGAUGCUUCUGUAGAAGACCCUGUUAUUGAGUGGCAAAGUGAAAGUUCUUCCAGUGAUUCAUCAAGUGAAUAUUCUGAUUGGACAGCAGAUGCUGGCAUAAAUUUGCAGCCUCCUAAAAGACAAACUAGACAGGCAACACAGAAAAUAUACAGCAGCUCUGAAGAUGAAAAUUUGAAGUCAUUAGAAGAUAGGCAGAAGAAACCUAAACAGACUAGAAAGAAGAAAGGGGGACUUGUUUCUAUGGCAGGCGAACCCAAUGAAGAAUGGUUUGCCCCUCAAUGGAUCUUGGAUACCAUACCACGGCGUUCUCCAUUUGUCCCACAGAUGGGAGAUGAGCUUAUUUAUUUUAGGCAAGGACAUGAAGCUUAUGUGAGAGCUGUGAGGAAAUCAAAAAUAUAUAGUGUUAAUUUACAAAAACAGCCAUGGAACAAAAUGGAUCUCAGGGAGCAAGAAUUUGUUAAGAUUGUAGGAAUCAAGUAUGAGGUUGGACCACCUACACUAUGCUGCUUGAAACUUGCAUUUUUGGACCCCAUUUCAGGCAAAAUGACUGGAGAGUCUUUUUCCAUUAAGUAUCAUGACAUGCCAGAUGUUAUUGAUUUCCUCGUGUUACAUCAGUUUUAUAAUGAAGCCAAAGAAAGAAACUGGCAGAUUGGGGAUAGAUUCCGCAGUAUAAUAGAUGACGCCUGGUGGUUUGGAACUGUGGAAAGUCAGCAGCCUUUUCAGCCAGAAUAUCCUGAUAGCUCUUUCCAGUGUUACAGUGUUCACUGGGACAAUAAUGAAAGAGAAAAGAUGAGCCCCUGGGAUAUGGAGCCAAUUCCUGAAGGAACUGCUUUUCCAGAUGAAGUUGGUGCUGGUGUUCCUGUGUCCCAGGAAGAACUGACUGCUUUGUUAUAUAAACCCCAGGAAGGAGAGUGGGGGGCUCAUUCCAGAGAUGAGGAAUGUGAACGAGUUAUUCAGGGCAUCAACCACCUUCUUUCCCUGGAUUUUGCCAGCCCGUUUGCUGUUCCAGUGGAUCUCAGUGCCUACCCCUUGUACUGUACUGUAGUUGCUUAUCCAACUGACCUCAAUACCAUCAGACAAAGACUUGAAAAUCGCUUUUACAGGAGAAUAUCAGCAUUAAUGUGGGAGGUACGCUAUAUUGAGCAUAAUGCUAGGACUUUCAAUGAGCCAGAUAGUCCUAUUGUUAAAGCAGCCAAGAUUGUGACUGAUGUCUUACUUCGAUUUAUUGGGGAUCAGAGCUGUACUGAUAUUUUGGAUACUUACAAUAAAAUCAAAGCAGAAGAACUGAACAGCAGUGAUGCAGAGGAGGAUACAGAAAUGGUUGAUUUAGAUUCAGAUGGUCCUGGAACUUCAUCUGGAAGAAGGGUCAAAUGCCGAGGCAGAAGACAGUCUUCCAAGUGUAAUCCUGAUGCUUGGAAAAAACAAUGUCAAGAACUACUGAGCCUCAUUUAUGAACGUGAAGAUUCAGAGCCAUUUCGACAGCCAGCAGAUCCUCAGUCUUUCCCAGCUCAACAACAGCAAGAAGAAGACCCAGAACCCUCAGCAUCUGCUCUUCCAGAUAGACAAGAUCCAUCUCAUUCUGAGGAUUAUCAAGAUGUUAUAGACACACCUAUGGACUUCAGCACUGUGAAAGAAACUUUGGAAUCAGGAAAUUAUGAUAGUCCUCUGGAAUUUUAUAAAGAUGUUCGCCAAAUAUUCAGCAACUCCAAAGCUUAUACUUCUAAUAAAAAGUCAAGGGUCUAUAGCAUGACGCUGAGAUUGUCUGCCUUAUUUGAAAAUCACAUUAAAAAUAUCAUCUCUGAAUAUAAGUCAGCAAUCCAAAGUCAGAAGAGGAGAAGGCCACGGUACAGAAAGCGCCUGCGGAGCAGCAGCAGCUCAUUAUCUAGCAGCAGGGCUCCUAGUCCAAAAGGGAAACAGAAGCAAAUGAAGCUACAGCCUAAAAAUGACCAGAAUACCUCAGUGUCUUAUGCCAGGACUAGUUCUCCUUUUUCUUCUCCUGUUUCAGAUGCUGCUGAAGGUGUUUCACUAUAUCUACUUGAUGAUGAAGGAGAUGGACCAUUUUCUCCAUCAAGUUUCAGUGGAAAUAGCCGAAGUGGAAAUAGCCAUGACCCAGGGAAAACCAAAUCAUUUCGUAAUAAAGUUUUACCAGCUAAACAAGAUCACUCUGUUGAUGGGCCUCUUACAAAUGGUGAUGGGAGAGAGCCCCGAACAGGAGCCAAAAGAAAGCUACUCAGUGCAUCAGAAGAGGACGAAAGCAUGGGAGGAGAAGAAAAAGAGAUGAAAGAAACAAAAGAAAAAGCACAUUUAUCCUCCUCAGAGAGUGGAGAGUUAGGAUCCAGUUUAAGUUCAGAAAGUACCUGUGGCUCUGACUCUGACUCUGAAUCUACUUCCAGAACAGAUCAAGAUUAUGUAGAUGGAGAUCAUGACUAUAGCAAAUUCAUACAAACCAGACCUAAAAGAAAACUCAGAAAACAGCAUGCCAAUGGAAAAAGAAACUGGAAGACGAGAGGCACAGGAGGAAGAGGCAGAUGGGGAAGAUGGGGUAGAUGGAGUAGAGGAGGCAGAGGAAGAGGUGGCAGGGGACGAGGGGGUAGAGGAAGAGGUGGAGGUGGAGGUAGAGGGAGAGGCCGAGGGAGAGGAGGAAGAGGUGCCUCUAGAGGAGCCACCAGAGCCAAAAGAGCACGUGUUGCAGAUGAUGAAUUUGAUACGAUGUUUUCAGGACGUUUCAGUAGACUUCCUCGGAUUAAAACAAGAAACCAAGGCAGGAGGACUGUUUUAUAUAAUGAUGAUUCAGAUAAUGACAAUUUUGUGUCCACUGAGGAUCCUCUGAAUCUUGGUACAUCCAGAUCAGGCAGAGUACGUAAAAUGACCGAAAAAGCCAGGGUUAGCCAUCUCAUGGGAUGGAAUUAUUAACAGUUAAUGAAUUUAGAAUAAUUUUUAAAAAUAAAAUCAAUGGCCUUCUACUGCAGGGAAUUUACCAGAAAAUCUACAAAGCAAGUUGUGUGGGGACUUCUGCUUCCUUUCACAUUGGUGCUUUUCCAUUAUGCCAGUAUACAUUUGUUUCAAGACUUUUAAUCUCCACACUUCAUUUGUUCAAACAAGCCUUAUUCAUUAGGCCUUAAAUUAAAAGAAAUUCUGCCCACACAUAUACAUUUGUGCACAACACAUGCGUGGAGAUGCGCACACAAGUGCACACACACACACAUACACACACACACACACACACACACACACAUCACAGACACACCACAGACACACUACAGAUUUACUACAUUAAAGGAGCAUUCUGCUUCUUAAGAGUAGCAUGACAUUUUUAUCUCAAUAAGAUAUCCCUCUUUGCUUUUGUAUCACAGAAGUAUAGCACCUUCUUACAGAGUUUUAUAUAGUUUGUUUUUGCCAUUUUGAUUCCUAUACCCAGUAAUAAUAACUUUUGCACAAUACACCAAUCCUAAAGGCAGCUAUUAAAUGUUUACAGUUUCUAUAUUGUAAGAACGAUCUGGAUUAUUUUACUCUUCCCAGGCCAAACUUUCACGAACUGUACUGAACUGAAGUAUAUAUUUAUACUGCAGUUUUGGGGUAGGGUGGGGGGGUAUCUUGAUAUGCUUUUCAUUGAUUUGCUUAAAUUCACGUUUAAGGUGAGAAAGGGUUGGUGCCUUGUAAAUAUGUAGCAAAUCUUUGUGGUGUGUCCUGAUGUGUGCAUUAACUUUAUUAAAAGAGAAUACUUGAGGUAUCAAUCUAGACAAGGUGCCAAAUGCAAAAGUUUCUUGCAUCCAUUUUUCUUUUCCUGUUGUAUUUUAUUGCAUUAAUAGAAACUUGUAUAGCUUAAUAGUAACUUAAGCAUUUGAAAAAAAUCCUCAUCCACAAAGAAUAACUUCUUUGAACAGUAGCUCAGCUACCUCUAUUAACUACAACUACUGGAAAUGCUAAGGAAAAUAGAUGUUGUUACUUGUUACUAAGGAGAAAUAGAACAAGCUUGGUAGGGAUGAAUACUCCUAAGUUAUAAGCUGAGAAUUUUCAAUAAUCAUAUUGGCUCUCAAAUCCAUAGAUGUAACAAAAUUUCCUAAGUAUUAUAUGCUCUGGGCUUUUGUAGAACAUAUUUAUAUAAGUAGACUUGCUCUACUACUCAUCUAUCUCUGCAACCACUUAUUAUUUAACAGCUGUGAGUGACUGGUUUUCAUUUGAACCUUAAAGGAUAACAAAGCACCUAACUUGAGUUGGACUGUUUUUGCUAGCUAAUGCUUGGAAUCAACUUUAAUGGGUUCUUUUGUUCUCAUUCCAAAGGGUUCUUCUGUUCUAGACUUUCAGAAAAGAGCCUCGUUGCACUGCAAACAGACAUUUUGAGUCAUUUAUUUUAUAGUUGAGAAGAAAUCUGUAAAAUCAUUUAUAGUCCUGUUUACAGCAAUAGAGUGCACAUGGUUCCAUAAGAGCUUCAGUUCCAAGAUCAAUUGUUUUCCUCAACUUUGACAUCUCAGUUGCGCUCCUUGGUUAGAUAUUUAAAUUCUUGAACUGGAAGGGAUAACAAUUGAUCUCUGAUUUUGUAACAGCAAUUCUGUUGCACUUAGAUCAGAUUUGUGUGACAAAACAUUUUCUUAAUGUACACCUGCUAGUCCAGGAUACUUCUUAAGCUGACAUGUUUGUCUUAUGCUUUCAAUCAUUUCAUGCAUCUGAAAAUCUGUUAAGUGCUGAGGAAGGAGUGCACACAUAACUUGGUUUUUUGGUGGGUUGGAGGGCUAUUCUUGAACAAUACCCUUAAGCAAUUUUCACUUGCAGUAGAAAUGAUGUUCAGGCUUUAAGAAAGUAUAAUGACCUGUUAAUGGCACUAAUGUCUGUUGCUAGAGAGCAGACCAGGCUGAUGUUUUGUUGUUAUUGUUGUUGUUGUUUAUCUUCACUAUACCAAAACUAUUUCUGGUUACAACUCAUUUUGAGAGUCUACUUUUGAUUUUUGCUAAAACAUACUUUUUCAGUUAUUCAUCUCUUGGGCAUUUAGACUAAUUGUGCCUAUGUUUUCCUGGAGUCAGGAACAUUUUGUCCUCCAACAACCAACAUAAUAUAGUUGCUUAAAUUCCUGGAUAUACCCAAAUAUGUAUCAUGUGUACCAUUUUAGUGUGAAAUUUUUGUUGACAUUCUUCUAUGAAGAGCUGACCUCUUGAAAUGUAGGAGAAUUACCAUUUGUGUGAUGUUAGCUGUCUGGAGCUUUAUUUAUAAUUUAUUUUGAAAAAUAAGAAUGCCACAUUUAUUCCCCAGAUGUCAAGAUUUUCUAGGCUUACAUAAUUAGCAUUAUAAGGCUAAAGACAUUUUUACGCAUAUUUUAUAUGUAGUGAAAUACUGUGAAAUACUAGUAACAGCACUUUGCUGUGAUGUUGACUUCAGUUCUUAGAAUUUAAAGAGUUAGUCACCAGGGUAUGUUAGGUGAACAUAGUUAUCCUUUAUUAUAAAACAAACAGAUAAUUUUCUGUUUGCAUGCAAAUUAUUUUCAUAAGUGUGAAAAUAAAAGUCUGGGAAAUUUUUACUUUUUUAAUCUGGACUUCCCCGUUUGCUCAGUUUAUAUUUUAGUUUUUUUUUUAACACCACUUCCUGCAAAAUGCAUCAUAAUUUGUAUCAUAUUGAAUACUAUGUCAUUUCAGGUUUCUAGAGAUCUUUUAAACCUAAAUAAGAUCUGGGUUCAGCAAUAGCAAAGAAAGUAGGGAUUGAGUUAAGAAUUCUGCAAAUGAAGAUCACUGUUCUAUUUAGGCCCAUGAGAGCAGACACAUGUAUAAUGUUAAUCCUAUGCUAUAUCUGAAUAAUCAGUAAGCUAUAAUAUUUCUCAUAAAUGCUAAUGUUCGGAUUCCGAACUUUAUGAUCUUAGCAUGUGUAUAUGUUUAUAAAAUUGAAUCUUGUUUCUUCCUUGGCUUGCUGUAUGUAUCUCAUUUAGCCAUAGGAUGCUCUCCAAAACACUCACAAACCUACUAGCCUAAUAACUAAAUUUGUUCUUGUAUAAGUGUUUGUGUACUUGUAUUAUGUAGUUUUUUUUCCAGUUUGACCUUCUUUAUCCCAGACAUUAAAAAAGAGAGUAUUUUAUAUGGAGGACCAUGUCUACCAAUUAUUUGCCUCUUUAGAGCUCAGCUUGUGCAUUUAUUAAUGCUUAAUCUUCCAUGUCAUUAUGUCUUUUAGAUAACUGAUUCUGCCCCUCUACUCUUAAUUUGGCCUUUUACCUUUUUCCUCUUUCCCUCCCCCAAAAUCAGGCUUAUUCUAGAAUUCUUCCAUAUAGUGUUUUGUUUCACCCAGAGGCAAAGCAAUUGAGUAAAAUUCACAAGUUUUAUUCCACACAUUCAGUUCUCAUAUAUCUUUAUUAGAUUUCAGAUAUUUUAAGGUAGAUUGUCAUCAGACAAUACAGUGAUGAAAAGGAAAGAUGUGAAUACCACUUCUUUUUACUAAACCGAUUUUGAGCAUUUUUUGAAAUUAGUAAAUUUGUGGUAAUGAUACACAUUAUAUGCACAUUUGCCAACUGGUACUUACCUUUACAGUUCAGUUUUCAUUACCUGAAACAGGAGUCUUAAAACAUGUGACUUUCACUACAUUUUGAUGCCCAGUCAUUUAAGCAAUUACAAUAACAUUUGAAAAUCUGAAAUUAAUAGUUCUGGGGAAAGGAAUAAGACUUUUUGAUAUUUAAAGUCCUUUAUUUUAAAUGCUAACCACAAUUCCACAACAUCUUUGUGGUGCAAAAGGCUUUAUGAAUGCUUUACUGAAAACAUUGUAAGAUCGUUUUAAAUCUUUUUAAAAAUUAAUGCUGAAAUAUUUUACUUUACACCUCUUAGCAAAGUUUCUUCACCAAGUGUUAAUUUAUCCCAUUUACAAAGUUUCGGUUAAAAUCCAGUAUAAAGUUAAAUAUUUUCAUGGUGCUGUAUUUUGUGGAACAUGGAUAGCACUCAGGUUUCUUGAUAUUUGUUCCUUAAUAUAGUCUCUUAAUCCUUGAGUAUUUCUUUUGUCAUCUUUGCUCUCGUGCUUGCUCUUAUCUCCACUUCUCUUUCUGCAAUGAAGACUGCACUUAAUGUAGCAUAUUUCAACCAGACUGGAAAUUUCUGAUUCAUUUAUGAGAGAAGUACACUAGAAAGGCCCUGCAGUUUAGAGUUAAGGUGUGUUUAUUUAUAUGUAUACUCCUUUCUUAUUCUUAUACCUAUCUUAAUUACAUCUAGAGUAUGGGACUUAGACAUAUAAAAGCAUGGUAAUUAUUUUCUAAAAAAAUUAAAAUUAUUGAUACAUAUUGAGAUCAUCAUUAGUAAUUUUAAAAUCCCAUAUCGAAAUACCUAGAAAUCCAGUUGGAAAAUAUGGUUUUUGCAUAUGUCACCAAAUAUACAUUAGGCAGUUCUACAAAUGUUAAUUCUUUAAACAAUACUGUGGUGAUGGCAAUCAGUAAUUUAUUUCUUUGUUCUGUAACUUAUCAUCCCUAUCUUUUGUAAUCUUUUACACAGUAUUAACAAAACUGUACUUUAUGUUUGUUCUUAGUGUCCAUAAAUUUUACAAUGGAAAAACAUUCAUUUAAUAGUUGAUAUGAUGCUGUAUGUGGGCAGAAUGUCCAUUAAACUAAAAUCCAGUGGGGGAAAAGGUGAACAAAACUGGCUUGGUUUAUAAAAGAUGUUUUGUUUGGCAGUUGUCGGUCAUUAUAAGCAAUUACCUUCAAAGACAAAAAAAAAAAAAAAAAAAAAAAAAAAAAAAAAAAAAAUAAGAAAAAAUACUGAACUAAUUUGUUGCCAUUCUUUAUGGGAUGUUUACAAUAAAAUUCCAAGUUGUUUGGAAUCAGUUGCACUCUCGCUGCUUUAUGCCUUAACUCAUAUUAGAGAUAAAUUAACAAGACAAAGAAAUAUAAGAAAUAUGAAGUUAACCUUUCUACUACCCAGCUUUAGAGAUUGUACCAUGUGAUCAUUGGGUCGUUGUCAUACGAUAUUUUAUUACUAUCGUUUUUUUAAUCUUAGAAACUGAUGUCCUUCCUAUGAAAGAAAAGAUGUUCCUAGUUCUUGCUGAUAUUCUUUGGACCACCUUUAGGCAAUCAGUAUGAUGUUAACACUUUAAAAUGUGGGCUGCUUGGUGCCUUACACAGCAGCCUCCAAAGCUCAUUGAUUGGCAGGGCUUCCUGAGAUGGAUAGAUUUCUAAUAAAAAAAAAUUGUUAAAUUUUCACAGCUGAGCUAUGGGUAGCUAGUGCUUUUUCUUUGGGGUUACAUUGCCUAUCAACUUUGAAUUUAUUAUAAAUGGUGCUUUGAUUCGAUGUAAAUCUAGGAGGGAGAGAAAGGAAGUGAGCCAAGAUCUGAACCUUUUUACCAGGAACACUCAUCUUUGGCUUUUAAUUUAUCUCCACAAGUAUUCUCCCAAUGUCAAGAAUUCUACCAAGUUUAAGAUAAAUAAGCUGGCUAAAGGCUGCUCUGCAUCGUUCAUUUGUAGGCUGUCUGUUUCGUGUUUUUAGAAUUAAAUGAGAUGACUCAAUAUAAGUCACCUCUUUUCUGGCAGUGUGUCCAUUUACUGACAGCCCAUUUUCACAAUACCCUGAUUGAGGUCUGGGGAUACUUGUUAUUUUUGUCUAGCUGUUUGAUUGCUUAAAAAUAGACCUCUUUUAUAAACAAUGUAAAUAUGUUACAUUAAAAAUUCUUUGUUAGCAGGCCUCGGUAUUUUCUUACUUCACUUGCUAGAUUUCUUAAAUAGAAAAAUUAAAGAAUUUUUAUGAUAGAACUUUACUGAAGUAUUCAAAGAUUGUUUGCCUCAUUGAGAAGAUCGAGAGAAGUGCUCUUUACCCUCUCUAUAUUAUUUACCACUUAUUUAAAGCUUCUUUCCAGAAAUGCACACAAUAAAUUGAAACUAAUACAUUGAGCUUGUGAGUUAAUUUUUACGUGGAACUUUUGGUGCUAUAUUUAAGCUCAUGUACUUCAUUUACUGUCUCGAGUUUUUUUUAUAUACGUACUUAAGGCAUUUUUAUGAUGCAUAAUGCUGGUAGACCAAAUAUAUUAAAUAAAAUAAAAUUUUCAUGG